This is a messenger RNA of Cercopithifilaria johnstoni, 651 nucleotides long. The record is from the annotation of a GenBank genome assembly. Lineage: Eukaryota; Metazoa; Nematoda; Chromadorea; Rhabditida; Onchocercidae.
AUGAGUUUGGAUGCGAAUUUUUUGCGAUUAGUAGAAAUUCGGCAGAAUGAUGAUCACACGAGUUCAUUGUGGACAAGAGAAAAACUUGAGCCUGGUUUAUUGAUUGGUGUCCUUGACAAGGGAGGAGAAAAUGAUGCGAAUGCAUUGCUCUUACUCAAUUUGAUUCGUCCAUUAGCAAAUUCUGAAAGCAAUUUCAACAUACUGGUGCGAUCUGUUCAACAAAAAAUAUGCUUACAAACAUCUCGUGAAAUUGAAGUGAAUGAACGUCUGAUAGCUGAUCGAGAAAUCGAAAUUGAGCAACAUUUGCAUGAUAGUGGUAAUGAUAAUGAUGAUGAUGAUGAUGAUGAUGAUGAUGAAGAUAUGGUGGCUGAGGAUUGCUUACACAUGCAAAGGCAUAGUUUACGGAAGCUUAUCACCUCAUUCAUCUCGUUACCACCAUCACCAUCAUCAUCACAAUCAUCAUCGCCACCAUCGUCAUUGUCAUCAUCAUUAUCACCAUCAUCAGCAUCAUCAUCAAUAUCAUCCAAUAUUUCUCGAAAACCGGAAGCAGCUAUAGCGUAUCCUACAACAACUAUUACUUCAAGUAAUACUGCUAAUAUUAUCACCAGCAGACAACAAUUACGACAGCAACAGCAUUAUUCAGAAAGGUAA